GCAUGCCGGAAGCAUACGAUGUAGUGAUAUCGGGUAUUGCUGGACGAUUUCCAGAAUGUAACUCUACUGAAGAAUUUAAACAAAAAUUGUACAAUAACGCUGAUUUAUUGACUGUCGAUAACAGAAGAUGGUCUCCAGGAAUGUAUGGUGUUCCAUCAAGGACAGGAAAAUUAAAGGAUAUACACAAGUUCGACGCAGAAUUUUUUGGAAUUCAUUCAAAACUGGCAAAUGCCAUGGAUGUACAACUUAGGAUUUUACUUGAGGUUACACAUGAAGCAAUAGUCGAUGCAGGAGUUAACCCACAGGACAUUCGUGGAACAAGGACGGGAGUGUACGUUGGUAUGAUGACCAACGAAUCUUCAGAUUAUUUUGAACGUACACCCGAAAAAUUAACAGGAUAUGAAACUAUUGGUGUAAUAAGAUCUAUGUUAGCUAACAGACUCUCAUUUCAGUUCAAUUUUAAUGGUCCGAGUGUCGCCGUUGAUACUGCAUGUUCAAGUGCGCUAUUCUGCUUACACGAUGCCAUUACUGCAAUACAAACCGGUCAAUGCGAUGCAGCUAUUGUUGCAGGAACAAAUUUACUCUUAAAACCAGCCACUUCGGUCAUGUAUCAUCGAUAUAAUAUGCUUAGUCCUACUGGAACAAGCAGACCUUUUGAUAUUGGCGCUAAUGGUUACGUAAGAAGUGAAGCUAUUGUAGCUCUUUACAUAAGAAAAUCAUCAGAUGCCAAACGUAUAUACGCGACUAUUGUAGGAACGUCUACUAAUACCGACGGGUUUAAAAUCGAAGGCGCCACAUAUCCAUCGCAGCCAGUGCAAAGUAGGCUAAUCAGAGAUACUUACGCCAGUGCAAAUCUAAGUAUUAAUGAUGUCCAUUAUGUCGAAGCUCAUGGAACUGGGACGGGCGUUGGAGACAAACAAGAAUUAAACGCCAUUUCAGAUGUGUUUUGUGUUGACCGUAAAACUCCUUUGCUUAUUGGAUCAGUUAAGUCAAAUGCGGGUCACACAGAACCAGUAUCAGGUUUAGUAUCGAUAGCGAAGAUGCUUUUUGCACUGGAAACAGGAAUUAUUCCGGCUAAUAUCAAUUUUGAAACACUAAACCACAAUAUUCCAAAACUUGUUAGUGGAGAAUUGAAGGUUGUUGAUAAGCAAACUCCAUUACCAGGGAAUAUGGUUUCCAUUAAUUCAUUUGGUGUUGGAGGUACAAAUGUUCAUGUUAUUCUAAGAGCUAACGAGAAAAAAGCGCAAUCAUUAUCAUUUCCAACACUGGAAAUUCCGAGGAUGGUAUUUUUGUCAGGACGAACCAGAGAAGCAUUGAAUGAACAAUUUGAGACCCUAGAAAAUUAUGCAGAUAACAAUGAUCUUUUAUCUUUGAUUGAUGAUAUUUACAAAUCUCCGAUUCCCGGUUACAAGUUUUCUGGAUAUUCAAUUCUUGGGGAAACUCCUAGAAACGUUGAAAUAGCUCAAGGAAAUAUUUCCGGUGAUAAAAGGCCAAUCUACUUCAUUUUUCCAGGCAUGGGAAGUCAAUCGUUAGAUUUAGUCUCUGAUUUAGUGAAGUUUAAAGUUUUCAAACAAACUGUAGACGAUGCACAUUCAAUUUUAAUCUCAUAUAACUUUAGUGUUUAUGAUUUGUUUUAUAAAUCCGAUGAAAAUACGUUUAAGAGUAUAAAGAAUGUUAUGUUCACUGUUAUUAUUGUCCAGAUAGGUCUUGUUAAUAUUUUACGCUCACUUGGUAUCAACCCCGAUGGUAUCAUUGGUCAUUCAGUCGGUGAACUUGCAUGUGCAUAUGCAGAUGGUUGCUUCACUUUGAAAGAGGCAUUAAUGACAAUGUACUGGAGGUCUACAAUUUUGAAACAAAUUGACGUUCCCGCUGGAGCUAUGGUUGCAGUAGGACUAUCGUGGGAAGAGACACAAAAAAGACUUCCCGAAGGUGUAAUAGCUGCUUGUCAUAACAGUGUAGACAGUGUGACUAUUUCAGGAAUGAAAGAUAUAACUUUGAAGUUUGCUGAAACACUAAGACAAGAAGGCAUAUUUGCUAAGCCCGUAGACUCGAUGGGAUAUGCUUUCCAUUCGCCAUAUUUACCAGGGUUUAUAUCUUCGUUAAAACCAUACUAUGAAAAGGUGAUGGCUAAUCCUAAGCCAAGAUCCAGUCGCUGGAAGAGUACAACAUUUCCCGAACAUGAAUGGAAUACACCGGAAGCCCAGUACUCGUCAGCAGAUUACCAUUUACAUAAUAUAAGUUCACCAGUUCACUUUCAUAGUGCAAUGAAACACGUACCUGAAAAUGCUAUAACGAUUGAAAUUGCCCCUCACUGUUUGUUACAAGCAAUUUUGAAGCGAUCACUGCCCCCUACAGUUACAAAUGUUGGUUUGACCAAAAAAACUGUUUCGAAUCAUGUGAAUUUCUUGUUGGAAGCAAUUGGAAAGUUAUAUAUUGCCGGAGCAGAGCCGCAGUUACAAAAUUUGUAUGGCAAAGUUGAGUACCCAGUAGUUAGAUUUACUCCAAUGAUAUCUCCAAUGUUAAUGUGGGAUCAUUCAAACGACUAUAUAGUGCCCAAUUUUGUAGAAAAAAGUUCUGGAUCAGAUGAUAAUGAAGUCGAAAUUGAUAUAAAAAUUGAUCAAGAUAAAUAUUUAAUCGGUCAUACUGUUGAUGGACGUGUAUUAUAUCCAGCAGCAGGAUAUAUUACAUUAGUAUGGAAAGCUUUCGCAAAGUUGCAAGGAAAAUGGUUUGAAGAUGUUCCAGUAACUUUCCGAAAUAUAAAAUUUCUUAAGCCUACCGUCCUAAAUACUGAGGGCACAGUUAAGUUCAACAUAAACAUUUUUCAUGGAUCUGGCGAGUUUGAGCUAUUAGAAGGAGGGACCAUAACAGUUUCUGGUUGUGUAAAACUAUUAACCAAACAGUAUGCAGAAAAUCAAUUGGAACAUCUUACACCCAUUUCGGAACAAAUGGAUUUGAAAGCUGACGAUUUUUACAAGGAGUUGAGACUUCGUGGAUAUCAGUAUAAAGAUGAAUUUUUAGGUUUUAUAGAAGCAAACAGUGAAGGUUCAAAAG
Messenger RNA from Myzus persicae (green peach aphid), 3051 nucleotides. Its product is annotated as fatty acid synthase-like. Gene Ontology annotation, biological process: fatty acid biosynthetic process. The transcript has 16 exons. The annotation marks the transcript as partial. Lineage: Eukaryota; Metazoa; Arthropoda; Insecta; Hemiptera; Aphididae. Gene Ontology annotation, molecular function: fatty acid synthase activity; 3-oxoacyl-[acyl-carrier-protein] synthase activity. The record is from RefSeq and is a predicted model, not a curated record.